This is a messenger RNA of Spea bombifrons (plains spadefoot toad), 4747 nucleotides long. RefSeq names its product FYVE and coiled-coil domain autophagy adaptor 1 (gene FYCO1). Gene Ontology annotation, biological process: positive regulation of autophagosome maturation; plus-end-directed vesicle transport along microtubule. Gene Ontology annotation, cellular component: late endosome; lysosome; autophagosome. NCBI's taxonomy places the organism in Eukaryota, Metazoa, Chordata, Amphibia, Anura, Pelobatidae. Gene Ontology annotation, molecular function: metal ion binding. The coding region runs from base 130 to 4350 and encodes 1406 amino acids. The transcript is spliced from 18 exons. The record is from RefSeq and is a predicted model, not a curated record.
AAGAGACGCUUUGAGGAAGCAAAGCGAAGGCAGCCUUCCGGGACUGCGCAGGAAAGCUGCAAAUCAGGAGUGUUCUGGAAAUGAAUUUGUCAAGUGCAGUGAAAAAACAUAGCUGACAAUAUUUUCACAAUGGCUGGCAUCACGGGUGAAAGUCAGCUACAGCGUAUUAUAAAAGAUUUACAAGAUGCUGUAUCUGAACUCAACAAGGAAUUUAAAGAAAUGAGGGAACCAAUCACUGAUGACAGCACACAUUUACAUAAAGUUUUCUACAAGCUGGAAUAUCUACUACAGUUUGAUCUUAAGGAAAAAACAACACUUCUAGGAAGUAAAAAAGACUAUUGGGAUUACUUCUGUGACUGCCUUGCUAAACUAAAAGGAGCAAAUGAUGGAAUUCGCUUUGUAAAAUCUAAUUCUGAGCUGAAGACAUCCCUUGGAAAAGGACGGGCUUUCCUGAGAUAUUCAUUGGUCCAUCAGAGGCUGGCAGACACAUUGCAGCAAUGUUUUAUGAAUGAACGAGUAACCAAGGACUGGUACUAUGCAAGAAGCCCUUUCCUGAAAAUGAGAACAAGUUUAGAAAUUGUAGGUUACUUAUAUGAACUUACUGAAGUCCAGUUUGACCUCACAGCUAAAGGCUAUGACUUAGAUGCUGCAUGGCCAUCAUUUGCCAGAAGGACAUUGGGAUCAUCUGUUUCUUCUUCAUACUCAUGGAGGCCUCCAAGUCGCAGUUCCAGUAUGAGUAGCCUGUUAAGCAGUAACUUUCAGGUUCCAGAGUUUCCAGUGAAUCCUGAAACAAUAGACAGCUUGGAUGAAAUGCACAUUGUGUUAGACCAGACAGAAGUCCAAAUGAGAGAAUUGGAAGAACGUGUGAAGGAACUUGAGAAAGAGAACCAAGAGCUACAAACAUUAUUGCGAUUCCAGCUAGAACAAUCAAAGGCAGACAAAGAAAAAAAUCAUGGCAUUGCAGAAGGAAAUACCUCUUUGACAAGAAUGAUAGAGGUGUUACAUAAACAACAUGGGUUCACCCUGACCACCCACAAUGUUGUCCAUGAGCUGCAAAACAACCUGCCUAGAUUAAAACUGAAUGAGCCUGGGAAGGAUAAAGAAAUGCAGCUAGAAAUGUCUUCACAGCAUGACGCUCUUGUCCAGAUAGUAGGUAAACACAGAAAUUUGGAAAUUCUAAGAGAAAUUGAUACACUUAACCCUGAAAGCACAAAUGAGCUAGACUCUGAGAAUGAGCACAAACAGAAACACAAUGAAUAUCAACACCAAACACGCAGCAAUAAUGUUUCAUGUCCAUCAUCAACUGAAAUGGAAAAACCUACUCAGUCAGAGGAAGUUCGGGAAUCAGCAUUGCUUGAGAAACCUCUAACUGAAGCACUAGGUGCAUUGAAUAAAGAAGGCAUCUCUAAAGAACUGCAAAAGGAAAAGACUUUAACAGAACAAUUAUAUAUUCUAGAAAAACAACUAUCAAACAUGUCACAAAAUCUUUCCAUACAUGAAAAAGAAAAACAGCAGCUAAUUAUUGAUAAAGAUAAUCUCUUUAGAUCUGUAGAGAGCCUGGAAGAGCAAAUAGAGAAGCAAAGUUUAGAGACUAAAACAGUCACUGAGAAAAAUGACAAACUAAUCUGUCAGAUUGAAGAACUCUACAAAGAAAACGAAAGACUUGAACAUGAGAAUCGUACAUUGCAAGAAACAAUAUAUUCUCUGGAGGCACAGAUUGAAAUUUUUUGUGAAUCUGAAAAAUAUUUACAGAAUCAAAUAGGUACUGCCCUGGUAUCAGUCGAUGAAAAGGAAAAGAAACUUUGGGAAUUAAAUAAACAAUUAGAAGAAAACUUGCAAAUUUCUAAGAAACAGUUUAAAAACAUGGAAGAAAAGUGUAAAAUUUUGGAACAUGAUUUUAAAGAAAUGGAAAGUCAGGAAAAGCAAGCAAACAUGAAUUUGUCCUUGCUUCAAACAGAUCAUGAAAAUGCAAUGAUGCUAAUUUCACAGAUGGAGGGAAAUAUUGCAUCUAUGAAAGAAACUGAAAAAUCAUUGAAUGCAGAAUUACAUGAGAAUAAGCAGAUGUUCGAAGAAAAAGGAGGAAAGUUAUUUGACCUUGCUAAUAAAAUGGUAAUGUGUACUAGACAGUAUCAGAGAAGUGAAACAAUUAAGACAUUCUAUCAAACUGAUAUAUUUGAACCACUGACAAAUGAAAAUGAUUUAAUGGAAAAAAAAGAAAGUCAUGAAAAUAAGAUUUUAGAUAUAACCAAAAUUUACGUAGCAGAAAAGCAACUUGAGUUUAGUUUGUCAGAGAUGAAAAGACUACAAGCAGAGAUAACAGAAGUCAGGGACAUGCUCAGUCAAAUCAAUGAAGAGAAGGAAAAUGCUCUAAAAAAGGUUUCUGUCACAGAAACACUGUUAAGUGAGAACCAGAAUUUGAUUCAGCAGUUGAAAGAGCAAGUCGAGCAGUUUCAAAUUGGUCAUAUGGAAGAACAAAUGAAGUUUAGAAGCAAAGAGGAUCUGUUACUAGAAGAAAGAGAGAAAAUUGCUCUUCAGAAGUUAGAUCUGGAAAAACAAACUUCCUCUUUGAAGGAAGAAUUGAUGCAAGUGAAAAAAUGGGCUGAGAAAACAAGGAUGGAGAAUGAUGAAACAAAAGAGUCGCUUAAAAGUGCAAAUGUAAAUAUCAGUGAACUCAACACUCAAAUGCUCAGUUUGGCUAAAGAGAAGGAAGAAAUAGAAAUCAAGUUUCUUCAGCUUUCCAAGCACAUGCAUGAGUAUGAAUACCAAGAUAUUCAAGAGAAAGAGAAGCUACGUCACGAUCUUACUGCACUGAAGAAGAUAAACACUGCACUGGAAGAGAAAUUGAAGGAUCACGAAACCUGUUCUGCAACUUUUACGGCUCUUGAAGAAAAAAUAUUGGAAUCUGAAAAAAAAGUAAAAUCCAUUCACGAUAGCACCCAGGAGGAGAUUGCAACAACAAAAUUUAAAUAUAGCACUGAGAUAUUGGAUUACCAGAAAAAAAAUAAGAUUGUUAGUGACGAACUUGAAAAUUUUAAACAAGAAUUGGAAGAUAAAAAGCAGAUGUUCAUGGAACUGCAGAUGCAGAUGGAUCAAAUGCAGGAAUUACAGAUGGAAAAGACCAAGCAGCUGACAGAUGAAGUGAGAAUACGAACUGAGUAUGAAUCUUUAAUAGCAAAGUAUGAAGAUGAUGCAAAAAUAUUAAAAGAGUCCCUUCAAAGAAAAGAAGCUGAGCUGGAAACCGCAAAUCAACAAUUCAAGAAAUGUUCUGAGAAACUCAUCAGCUUGAGACAGGAAACAGACAACAAUAAUCAGAAGAUGCUGGCCCACAUUGAUGAUUUAAACAGAACAAAACAGUAUCUUGAAGAACGCUUGGUAGAACUCAUUAGGGAUAAAGAUGCUCUUUGGCAGAAAUCUGAUGCACUGGAGUUUGAGCAGAAGAUGCGUGCAGCAGAACGCUGGAUGGGGGACACGGAGGUGAAUCAGUGUCUUGACUGCAAAAAAAGUUUUAACUGGAUGGUCCGACGACAUCAUUGCCGCUUAUGUGGACGCAUUUUUUGCUACUACUGCUGCAAUAAUUAUGUAAUGACAAAGCACAGUGGCAGAAAGGAACGAUGCUGCUUGGAUUGUUUUAAGAAUAAUCAAACGAAAAAUACUUGUAAUUCAGGAAAUGAAGAGAACACUUCUCUACAACAAUCGGCAAAUAUAACUAUCCGUGGAGUAACAGUUUCUGAGGAAUCCGAAUCACACAAGGAUACCGUUUUUGAUAUUAUCACAGAUGAAGAGCUCAGCCAAGUGCAGUACUCCACUUCCUCCCUGGCAGGAGACCAUGAUUUGUUGGACCAGUGUACAGCAGAAUUGAAUGGCAUAUCAAGUUCACGGACUACUGAUGAUUCUGAAGAUUUGCAGAUCCCUCAAGACAAUGAAAUACAUUUAUUGACAACAGGAGAACUUAUGUUAAAGUUGCCUUUGACUGUAGACGAAAUCAUGAACUUUGGUGACAGUAAUAGGGAGCUCUUUAUCAAGUCUGGUACCUACAGCAUCAUACCUAUCACUGUUAAAGAGCCUGGUCUUAGCAUCAGUUGGAUAUUCUCAUCUGACACUAAAAGCAUUACGUUCAGUGUGGUGUAUCAAGAAACUGAAAGUGCUCCUUUGGACCAAUGCAAGGUCCUUAUACCAAUGGUCCGUUGUAAUUCACACCUAGAAUCUAUCCAAGGAGAACUAAAAGUCAGGAAUCCUGGAAUUUAUUCUCUCAUAUUUGACAAUACUUUCUCAAGAUUUGUAUCUAAAAGAGUGUUUUAUCGCUUGGCUGUGGAACAACCCAUUGUCUAUGAUGGAAGUGAUUCUUCAUAAUGAAAUAGAAGAAAAAGCUCAAGCAGUUUGGUUUAUUAUUCUAGUACAUACAUUAUAAACACUAUUGACAAGGUACUGUUGUAGGAAAAUUAGGCUUGUCUCCAAUCUGAAGAGGAAAAAAAACAUGUGGGUGUCUUUAAUGUCUCAGCAGUGUAAAGAUCUAUUUUUAGUAAGGUGAUGUUGUAAUGUUAUACACGAAAUCACGAUAGCCAUAACAUUAUGCCCACUGACAGUAGAAGUGAAUUAACACUGAUAAUCUUGUUAUCAUGACAUCUGUCAGUGGGUGGGAUAUAUUAAGCAGCAAGUGAACAUUUUGUCCUCAAAGUUGAUGUGUUAGAAGGAGGAAAAAUUGUGAUGGUUAGAUGAUUGGAUCAGAGGAUCUCCAAAAGGGUGAAGU